CAAUGGUCCUAUAAAAGUGUUUGUAACUUCGGUCCAGCCUCAGUGAGUUUAGGAUUGUCCUGGUCAUCUGAUUUGGGAUCUGAAAAUAGGGAACAUGUUUGCAGCUCUUACACUUGUCUUUACUGUGUGUUUGACAGCCACCACUGCAGACUCCCACCAACAUCCAUGCCACUCACCUAACAUGACAGGACAGAUGUCAGUGAUGUCGCUAAAGGGUGAAAUAAAAACACAUGGGGCAUUUACCUAUGAUUCAACAGGAAAGAAACUACGGUUCAGAUCCAAUGAGAGCCACCCCACAAACACUUCUCUGGGUUUGGAUUUGCUCAUGUUUUUUGAUAAAGGUGUAUUCUAUGAAAUAGAUUCCAAAAACCAGAGCUGUGAGAAGAAGUCACUGCAUUCUGUUGAUCACCCUCUGGAUAUCCCCGAUGAUGCGAAGUUCUGUACCACGGUUACCACUGGCAGUGCAAGCAUCGAAGGAGAGGGUCUGAAAGUGAAUAUGUGGACAGGAUCAAUGCAUAAUGUGAAAGGUACCUUUAACAUGUUCGUGACAAUGGGCUGUUUGCCUGUGACCACAUUGUACUCUACAGACUCCACAUCCUUUUUGUUCAGUACCAUGGAAGUUGAGAAUGAGAUCAAGGAGCCAGAUCUUCUGAUGGUGCCAUCCUUCUGUGAACACCAGCCUUUGGAAGAGACACCUGAGGGAACAGUAAACAGCUUCUUCAAUGAGUUUGUGUAAAAUAUGCCUCUCCUGCAGAAACAAGUCAUCUCUCUGCUUCCCACGUGACGCUCAUGUUUUCUGUGCACAAAAUUUGCCUUCUUAAGAUGUAGGCCUAGUUGGAAACGGAUUGCACAUUACAAGUAUGUGACAGGAAAAAAUAUACCUUAGAAAUUUUAGUCAAAUUUACUAACAGUGGGUGGCUUUAAAAGUUGGCUCUGCAUGCAAAACAUAUAAUGAAACAUUAAAAUAUCAAUACUGUAAGUAGCGAUAAAAUUAUUGCUUUUGUAUUGACAGUUAACAAGACGGAAGAUCUGAACGACAGCUCAAACUACUGUGAAAGCAUCACUUGAAAUAAAUUUUAAUAAUAAGAAGAA
Periophthalmus magnuspinnatus is the source of this 1092-nucleotide messenger RNA. RefSeq names its product ependymin (gene epd). Bases 95 to 736 code for a protein of 213 amino acids. NCBI's taxonomy places the organism in Eukaryota, Metazoa, Chordata, Actinopteri, Gobiiformes, Gobiidae. The transcript has 6 exons. The record is from RefSeq and is a predicted model, not a curated record. Gene Ontology annotation, biological process: cell-matrix adhesion. Gene Ontology annotation, cellular component: lysosome; extracellular region. Gene Ontology annotation, molecular function: calcium ion binding.